Pyrenophora tritici-repentis Pt-1C-BFP is the source of this 564-nucleotide messenger RNA. NCBI's taxonomy places the organism in Eukaryota, Fungi, Ascomycota, Dothideomycetes, Pleosporales, Pleosporaceae. The record is from RefSeq and is a predicted model, not a curated record.
AUGCCUCAUCUCAAGUCUCUCCUCCCAGCCACUUUUCUCCGCGCCUUACAACUCCUCCUCGGAAUCAUCACCCUAGGCCUUUCAGUAACCUUGUUAAACAGAUGGGCACCAUCUGAAUCGCACUUGCCCGGCCCUCCUAUCCUCCUUCCCCUCUCUGCCGGCAUCGGCGGUGUGACGCUCAUUGGCGCAAUUCUGGGGCUUAUAUUAGCAUGGACUGAACUCCUGCUUGGAUAUUUCCAAGUAUCAAUCGAUAUCGUUGUUCUUUUGGCUAAUGUAGUCGGUGGCGUGUUACUGGCCAUGCGACUUCAGGGCAAGAACUGCUUCGAUACCAGCAGGAAGAAUAAGUGGGGUAGUGGGGAGUUUCCAUUCAAGGGAUCGCUUGCAGGUAUUGAUAUUCUGAACGGCGGGUGUGAUGACGAGUAUUGCUACUAUGUCACUGAGGAUGGGAAGCAUCUCAACACGCGAUGCAAGCAAAGCCAGGCGGAUUCAGUAUUCAUGUUUUUGACAGCUGUUCUAUUAUUUGGGGUGCUUACGUUAGCUUAUAGGAGGAUGAAGAGAGGCUAG